GAGCAACCUUCUGUUCGCAUAGUCACGAUGAGGUAACUCGGUUAUUGGCAGACUUAUAGCAACGUGGUAAGUGCUACGUACAUUAUCUCAUUUGGCACGCACCCUCGAUCCUGCGUGGCGGCCGCGUGUUUGUGCGUCUACUGGCCUAUACCUAGCCGUAGCAUUCGUUGGGUUCACGUAGGCUGCCCCGAGUACGAGUCUUGAUAGCUCGACUUGCUACAGUACCGGCGACAGUCGAACAACAUCGGCGCCACGGCUGAUCCAGCUCACGUUCGACGCCAAGCCAACUUUGCUUCUCGUUCUCUGUCUAUGCCACAGCUCUCCUCCAACCGCGCACCCCCGGAGAUAUGGCAAGAAAUCAUAUCUCAUCUCCCGAGGGCCAGCAUACGCACCUGUCGCCUAGUCUCGCAGGCAUUCAACGGCCUCUCGAUGGGCAUGGCCCUAUCCUGCAUUACCAUAUCAUUGGGGAUCUAUGACCCUACAGGAGCACUGAACGCUGACGGGCUCGACUGGAAUCCGCGUGCAGACGUAUUGGAAGUGCAAGCUUACAGAACCUCCGCUGUUCUCGAUCGCAUCACGUCCGAACCGUCUUUCGCCAGAGGCGUCAAAAGGCUGCAUGUCUACGUCUUCGACGAGGGCCUCGCGAGUACUCACUGGAUACACCGUCUCGUUGCGGCAAUACGCUCGCUCAGCCAAUUGCGCUGCUUGGUGUGGAUCGGCGGCGACGCCAUUCUUCCUCGUUCACAGGUCAUUGACGCACUCCAGACUUGCUGGCCGCUGCUCGGUGAAUUAUCAAUUCCAAUUAGUGCGCUGAGCAUACUACCAUGGCCCAUUAUCGCGCGUCUCCAUUCCAUAACAGCCGAGUCGCUGUCCCAAUACUCAUCGCUCUACCUUGAGAGUGUCACACACACGCUCCGCGCUACACUCUUCCGUACGGGAAGGCCUUUGAAUAUCCACACUCUACGGCCCGGGCUCUUCUGCAACGCUCCCGCGGAGUUCCCCCUACCAUGUGUGCCUCGUCUUAGGCAUCUGGACAUCACGCUCACGGAAUCCUGCAGAGGCCUAGGCAAUCUUCUUCGUGGAAUCCCGGAGCUGGAGUCGCUCUCCGUUGCGGUCAGCCGCGAGGCUGCUCUGAGGCGGAAUUUGACCCGACUCCUCGUUGAGUUGUCGUCGGCAAUACGCGACUUACCUCAAUUAACCGCUCUGGGGAUCCAUGUGCACCGGCAUAUGGUGCAUCAGGGGCACAGCAAUGAUGGUCCUCUGAGCACAACUGAAGUUGCGAGGCUCUGUGACGCCCUCCGGUGUUGCUCGCGGUUACACCGCCUAUACUUCAACCUCCGGAUCACGUCUGAACAUCUGCCUACAUAUCUCUCCGCCAUCGCCCAACUCAGGUGCCUCGACACCCUUCACCUCGCGUUAGAAGGUCAGAGGCUCGAUGCCGCGUUCUUUGCACUCCUAAGGCGCCACCUGCCUGGCAGCACACACAGCAGGCUCGUCGCACUCUCUCUCAGCACGACGGGGACCCUGACGGUCCGAGUCAAAUCAACAUUCAGGACCGUGACGUUCCACAAGCACUUCAAAUGCCUUCGCUUCAUCCAGAUAGAGGUCGAUGUCACGCGUAGGAGAGGGCGAGACGCUGUUGUACGCGACAUGAUCCGCGACGCGAAGAACCUCGAAGCGGUGGGCUACAACGGCAACUUCUACGACGUGAGGCGGAAUCGGAAAGGCGUCUCUGUUGCUCAGGGUCCUUGGUCUGCACGAAAGGUCAGGUUUGGUGGCAUUGAGGACUGCGCAGAUGAGGGUUGUGACUGGUUGAUGCGACAUUUAGCCUUCGUGUGAGGUCAUCUUCAUAUGGUGCUUUGUCGAGUCGGACCGCAGACAUGUACGGCCGAGUUGCAGACACAUAGAAUACGAGCGCAGCGCGCAGUGACUCAAGACAGCUGGACCUCUUGGUACCAAGAAAUCAUAUACAGGACUCGCAUGCCGAGUC
Messenger RNA from Rhodofomes roseus, 1990 nucleotides. RefSeq lists its product as uncharacterized. The record is from RefSeq and is a predicted model, not a curated record. Gene Ontology annotation, molecular function: protein binding. Bases 310 to 1839 code for a protein of 509 amino acids. Lineage: Eukaryota; Fungi; Basidiomycota; Agaricomycetes; Polyporales; Fomitopsidaceae. The transcript has 4 exons.